AUGCUCGCUCUCACCAGCGCAACGGGUAAACUAGGUUCAGCAGUAAUAUCCGCCAUCCUAGAAAACAACCUCAUCGACCCAAAGGACCUCGUAAUCUGCUCCUCCAGCCCCCCAACCCACCCGCACCUCUCCCACCUCCUCCAACUCCACCCAACCCUAACCCACCGCCCCAUCGACUUCACCAACCCAUCCACCCUAACCCCCGCCUUCACAUCCUGCAGCACCCUCUUCCUCGUCUCCACGCCCGCCAUCCACCUCGACUACAACAACGCCGUCCCAGGCCAAGGCCGCGAAGCCCACCACAUCGCCGCCAUUGACGCGGCACUCGCCGCGGGCGUUAGACACAUUUACUACACAUCGCUCGCAUUCGGCAAUCCGAGUAAAGCGGGUGUGAUGCGUGCGCAUAUACGCACCGAGGCGUAUUUACGCGAGGCGGAAGCCCAAGGGAAGUGUAAAGUGACGGUUCUACGCGAGGGCUUGUAUAGUGAGAGUUGGCCGUUGUAUUUUGGGUAUUUUUACGGACUAAAAGGGGAGAGGAGGGGGGAAGUGGUUGUAGCGGGUGAUGGGCGGGUUUGUUGGAGUAGUAUUUCGGAUUUGGGAUACGCGACCGCCAAAAUCCUAGCGGCGGAGAGUGAGGUGUGGGCGGGGAGGACGGUGUAUUUGUCGCAGAAGAGGGGGGUUACGUUGGCGGAGAUUGCGCGCGUUGUGAGUAGGGUCAAGGGAGAGGAGGUGAAGCUCAAGAUUGUGGAUACGAAGGCGUAUGAGGAUUUUUACGUCGAGGAGAUGGGAAUGGAGAGGGCGGCGGUGGAGUGGUGGAGUAGCACGUAUGAGGCGCUUGAGGAGGGGGAGUGUGAGAUUGAUGAUGGGACGUUGGAGGGGCUUUUGGCGGAGGCGGGGAGGAAGCCGAAGCAGAUUGAAGAGACGGUUGAGGAGAUGAUGAGAUAG
Pyrenophora tritici-repentis Pt-1C-BFP is the source of this 945-nucleotide messenger RNA. NCBI's taxonomy places the organism in Eukaryota, Fungi, Ascomycota, Dothideomycetes, Pleosporales, Pleosporaceae. The record is from RefSeq and is a predicted model, not a curated record.